This is a messenger RNA of Trachymyrmex cornetzi, 1669 nucleotides long. RefSeq names its product ATPase H(+)-transporting accessory protein 2 (gene ATP6AP2). Gene Ontology annotation, cellular component: membrane; external side of plasma membrane. The record is from RefSeq and is a predicted model, not a curated record. Gene Ontology annotation, molecular function: signaling receptor activity. The transcript has 8 exons. Gene Ontology annotation, biological process: positive regulation of Wnt signaling pathway. NCBI's taxonomy places the organism in Eukaryota, Metazoa, Arthropoda, Insecta, Hymenoptera, Formicidae. Bases 84 to 1283 code for a protein of 399 amino acids.
UCUGACAUGAUCACAUGAUCACGUCCGAAAUUGAUCGACAUCGAGGAAGUAUCUUUCGAAUUUAAUCGUUUUUACAUGCAACCAUGUUUUCACAAUUAUCUAUACUCUUUGCUGUCUUUGCCGCAGUUCAUGCCAAUGGUGAAUUCGUUGUUGUUCAUUCACCAGACAGUGUAGAAUUCACUGUAAAUGAACGAGGACAUAUUGAACAAAGUUAUCUUAAGGAGAUCUUAUCAGCUUGUCUUGGUUACACUGGAAAGCAGAAGGAUUCAGAACAUAGCAUUGUCAUAUGGGAUCCAUUUUUAGUGCCCAGGGCAUUGGUUGCUAUAGUGGUUGAGGGAAUGGAUCAACUUUCUUUCUUGAAAGACAAAGCUAAAGUUAUGUGUCCCUUGACUGAUGAUGAAGCAGAAGAAAUCACUUGGCAAGCGAUUAGAAGCAGAGUGGAGGAGCGAAGCAACGAUAACACAUUGGUCAGGAUUAACUUGAGUGAUGGAGUUGAUGCUCUCGGCCAGUCAGCUCUCGGUGAGCUUAAGCCUACUAAAAUUGAGAAGUUAAACGUUCUGAAUUCAGAGAUUGAGGAAGAUCGUAAAUUCAUUGAGGAGAUACAGCUUCUUCGUGCCAUUGGUGACAAUGCACUUUCUGCGAAAAAGCAUGAUUCUGGUACAGAUGUUUAUUGGCUGGUAGUAUCAGCACUCAAACCAUGCUUGGAAAUGCAUGGAAACAGUUCUACAGUUAAUGAGGAGGCAUUUCACUUGUUGACUUCCGGAAUAGAACAUGUUUCCAAGGGCCUUUUAAACCAUUAUGAUGGAAAGAUUGUCAUUGUAAUUUUCACGAACGAUGCUUGGAAGGAGAGGAAUGCACGGUCCGUUCUUGAGAGAAAGCGCAGAGACGAGCCUCCGCGAGCCGGCGAGCAAGAUGAACAAAAUAAUAAAAUGGACGAAGAGGAGUAUAGAAUGCGUAGUACUAUCGAAUCCAACACAGCACUCGACAGCACUACUGAACGUACGGGCGUUCAGGAUAAUAGCGGAACGUCGGAAAAGUCCGACGAAGUUAAUACGGAGUAUAAGAUAAAUACUAAUACACAGACAAUAGGACAGCCUGAAUUUUCUGGACGUGCAAAGACUUACACGGAAGACUAUCCUGUCAUAUUCAAUAUAAUGCUAUGGUUCGGCGUUGUUUUCGUCUUUUCACUCUUAGCCAUUUGUAUCGCCAUCGCCGAUAUGGAUCCAGGACGAGAUUCUAUCAUUUAUAGGAUGACGUCGAAUCGAAUGAAGAAAGAUAAUUAAGUGUAAAUACAUAAUUACAUAUAUAUAUAAUAUAUAAGUAACACAAUUUUGUAAUAUAUAUUUCUGUGCAAAAUGUAGAUUGUCGAAGCAUCUAUAUAUGUAUUAUCAAUUUAAUUCGUGUGUGUUCAAGAGUAGGAAAGUAGAUUUCUAUUACUUUAUCCUAAGGAUUCCUUAAAUUUGAUGAUCCAAGCUCUCGUCAGAGCUAUUUAAAUAGCAAGGAUAUACAUAACUGUAUCACUUUAUAGCAUAAGCAAUUAUUGUUAUAUCGUUAUAAAAUAUCUGGAAGUUUGUAUAUCUCUUAAAAACUAAAAGUUGUCCUAAAUAUAACGUAAUCAUACAAAUUAAAACAUUUUAUGCAUUUUUAAUCAUUAUCAGAAAGAAUCCUG